UCGAUGGACGUGCCCGAGUGCGUUGCUGCUGUUGCUGCUUAGGCGAUCGGCGGCAUCCUAAAAGGUUGAUGACCAUGGUGGCCAGGACCUGCUGUCUACUAGUGCUGCUGCUUUAUCACACACUGCUAGGGGGCUCUGCCAGCCUCAUCCCCGAGGUGGGUGACCGGCGAAGGUUCAGUGCUGAUUUGGGCCAGCCGGCUCCGCUGCAGCUUUCGGAAGAAAUCCUGCGUGAAUUUGAACUGCGUCUGCUCAAUAUGUUUGGGCUUAAGCGGCGGCCCACCCCAACCCAGAAUGCUAUUAUCCCUUCCUAUAUGUUGGAGCUCUACCAUCUGCACACGAGUCAGAAGCCAACUUCCAUGGACUAUAGUCUAGAGAAAGCGAGCAGCAGAGCCAAUACUGUCAGGAGCUUUUAUCAUGAAGAAACCCUGGAAGAGCUUCCAGAAAGAAGUGGGAAGACAUCUCGGCGUUUCUUCUUUAACUUAACAUCUGUCCCUGAUGGGGAGAUGAUCACUUCAGCUGAACUCCAGAUUUUUCGGGAGCACAUCCUAGAUGCCGCUGAACACGACGGCAGUUCUCAUCACCGAAUUAAUAUUUAUGAAAUCCUCAAACCAGAACAAGAGACUACCAAGGACCCUGUCAUAAGCCUCCUGGACACCCGCUUGGUUCAUCACAACGCCAGCAAAUGGGAAACGUUUGAUGUCACGCCAGCUGUAAAGAGAUGGAUUGCGCUUGGGCAACCUAACCUUGGCUUUGUGGCAGAAGUGGUACAUUUGAACAAUGCCAGCAACAUCUCCAAGAGACAUGUCAGGAUCAGCAGGUCAUUGCAUCAAGAUGAUGCUAGCUGGUCUCGGAUUAGACCCUUACUGGUCACUUUUGGGCAUGACGGCAUGGGCCACCCGCUCCAUAAGAGAGAGAAACGUCAGGCCAAACAUAAACAACACCGCAGGCGCCAUAAAUCCAAUUGUAGAAGGCAUCCUUUAUAUGUGGAUUUCAAUGAUGUAGGGUGGAAUGACUGGAUCGUGGCCCCUCCAGGUUACAGUGCCUUCUAUUGCCAUGGAGAGUGUCCCUUCCCAUUGGCAGAUCAUCUGAAUUCCACCAACCAUGCCAUUGUUCAGACGCUGGUCAAUUCUGUGAACUCCAAAAUUCCCAAAGCUUGCUGCGUGCCGACAGAACUAAGUCCCAUUUCGAUGCUGUAUCUUGACGAGAAUGAAAAGGUGGUACUAAAGAACUAUCAGGACAUGGUUGUGGAAGGAUGUGGGUGCCGCUGAGGCAGCAGCAGCUGCAGCAAAAUUAAAGAGACAAAUGGAACAG
Notechis scutatus (mainland tiger snake) is the source of this 1311-nucleotide messenger RNA. It is a transcript of the gene BMP2, whose product is annotated as bone morphogenetic protein 2. NCBI's taxonomy places the organism in Eukaryota, Metazoa, Chordata, Lepidosauria, Squamata, Elapidae. The record is from RefSeq and is a predicted model, not a curated record. Gene Ontology annotation, molecular function: cytokine activity; growth factor activity. Gene Ontology annotation, cellular component: extracellular region.